This is a messenger RNA of Cydia strobilella, 1008 nucleotides long. RefSeq lists its product as uncharacterized. The record is from RefSeq and is a predicted model, not a curated record. The transcript has 4 exons. NCBI's taxonomy places the organism in Eukaryota, Metazoa, Arthropoda, Insecta, Lepidoptera, Tortricidae. The coding region runs from base 1 to 1008 and encodes 335 amino acids.
AUGUUGGCAUCGCUGAACAGGACAAUAGUUGGCCCAGUGUUCCACGAGGAACUAGUUUCGUGCGAGCAGAAUUUCGACGCGCUGCGCAGUUUUGCGCACUCUUUGCACACCAAGCGAAGACAAUUUGAAGAAGGGGGCCCCGAUGUACCAACUCCUCCUACUAGCCUCGGCGUCGCACUCCCGCGGCGAUCGGACGUGCGCUCGGCUGCGCUCCGCGACGAAAUUAAUAUUAUAUUGAUUUUCGAGUUGGAGCUGGUGAAGCUGAGAGACUCGCCCUCGGCAUCCGCCGCCCCCCUGCCUCCGGCCACCGUUGGAGCGCCGGCCGCUGUUGGAUACGCCAACGCUUUAAAGGGGCAGCCGCCUCGACCAGUGCAGCCACAAGGCCCGUCGGUCAUCUUUUAUCCGGAGGCCGGAUCGGAAGCAAAAACAAUGCUGCUAGAGCACCAAGAGUUGAAGCUCGUGAAACUGAGAGGGUCGCCUUCGGCAUUCGCCCCCCAGCUUCCGGCCACCGUGGGAGAACCACCAGCCGCCGCUGACGCGUUAAAGAUGGGGCAGCCGCCCCCACCAGUGCAGCUACAUGGCCCAUCAGUCAUCUUUUACCCGGAGGCCGGGUCAGACGCCAGAACCAGCGACGACAGUAAAAAGAUCCUGCAGAACGCAGUCAAGCCGGCUCAGGUGGGCAUCAAGGUCACCCAGGUACGAAGAGUGGGCAACUCGGGUGUAGUUGUCAGGACCGCAUCCGAGGAGUCCGCUCAGAAACUCCGCGACGCCGCACCGCCAGGACUUCGUGUGGCGGUACCGAAGCCCAAGAUGCCGAGGGUCGCGUUACGCUACCUAAGUGCCGAACUGUCUGGGAAGCAAAUCAUUCAGGAGCUGUAUCGCAUCAACUUGGCUGACGACGCUGACUGGCCCUUGUCCCGCUUCAGGGAGGAGUGCGUUCGGCGUCUCGAAACAACUCGGACUGAAGUACUUAGUCAUCUUAGAGUGCUCCCCAGCAGCGCAGGAUAA